Messenger RNA from Notechis scutatus (mainland tiger snake), 2400 nucleotides. The record is from RefSeq and is a predicted model, not a curated record. NCBI's taxonomy places the organism in Eukaryota, Metazoa, Chordata, Lepidosauria, Squamata, Elapidae.
AUGGAGCGGCCCAGAUUUGCCAAGGAGCGGAAAGAGGUCCCAGAUGAAACCCAAGAGAACUCCAGGCCCCUGCACGCCCGCUUGCUGGGGCUCCCCGCCGCCCUGCCGAGCCUCCCCUUGGAGCUGGCCGUCCUCUGCAACGCCCUGGCCGCCGAGAUGCGCCCGCCCGGCGGCUGGCCCCAGCGCGCCUCGGCCUGGAUCGAGCGGGGGCUCCGGCGGGCGCUCGAGGCUUGUGCGGCGACCGAGGAGGGCCUCGACUCCGGGGAUCUGUGGCCGAGGGUCCUCCGCCAGGCCUCGCCCGAGGAGCUCCGGGGCCCCUUGCACCACCUGGCUGCCCUGCAGGCGGCCUCGUGGCUGGCCGACCACCAGCUGGAGAGAGCCCGGGAGCUCCUGCGGCUCCUCAGUGGUGCCCAGAUCCCGGGCUCUCCUUGCGUUGGCUGUGACAGUGAGCUCCUUUCCCUGCUGCAGAUAUGGCGCCCCCAUGAAACGGGGGAGUCUGACCCCCUGGUGGUGCAAAACAUCUCCGACUUGAAAGACAUUCUGUGGGCCUCAGCGGCCUUCCUGCAAGGUGUUCAGCAGCUGGAAGCUGACAACCCCCAUGGCGCCCUUACCUUCCUCCAAGCGGCUGUGUCCGGGCUCUGUUCUAAGCGGAUCCUCGCCCAGAUCUUCACCUUGAUGGGAAGCUGCUACUGGAAAAUAGGCAAGCCGCACACAGCGCUGGAGCACCUGAAGCAGGCCCUGCAGACGGACCCCACCUUCCUGCCGGCCCUGUACCAAGCAGCUCUCCUGUACCACCGACUGGGGCUCCUGGAGGCCGAACUGGAAGCUCUGCUGCUGCUUUGUCAGGCCCUGGAGAGUCCUCCACCAGUAACCCCAGAGUCCCACGACCCCCAUUUCCUCAUCCGAACGGAGCUCCUCACCAGCGGAUGCCGCCCAGCUGCUUUCCUUGCCCCGAGCUGCCCAUCAGGGGUGAAAUACAUGCUGGCCAAGAGGUGUUUGCAGGCGGAGAGGGCAACAGAGGCUGCAGAACAUUACCUGGACCUCCUGGCUCUCUUUCAGGAAGGGCCUCUUCCCCAGGUGUCCCAGUGCAGCGAGCCGGCCGUGCCCAGAAUUUCAGAGGUCUUCCUGGAAGCGGCCUCUGCUCUGGAGGAGGCAGCCAGGCACCAGGAAGCCGUCGUGGUGUGCGAAGAGGUGGUCUCCCACACAAGCAGGCUGAUCCCGGCCAAGCUGCGCAUUGUGCUGGACCCGAGUUCUGCAGAGAAGGCCGUAGGGGCAGAGAGGCCCUUGGCAAAAUCUCCUGCUGCUGCUGCUGCCGCCCUGGAAGAGCAGAGAGAGAGCCUGCGCUGUGUCCUCUGGCAAGCGGCCGCCCACUUGAUCCAGGGCUGGGCAAGAGCCCGGCUGGGAGAAACCAAGGAAGCCAUAAGCAGCUUUAGCAGGUGUCUUAAUGAUCUCCUGAGAGUCCAUUUGGUCAGCACAGGCAGCGGCAGAUGUGAACCGGAGGGAGGGCAGGCGGCCGUACCCGAAGCAGAGCUGCUCCCCCAAAUCAGACUCCUGGCCUUGACAGGACGAGGGAUCCAGUUUCUAGAGCUGGGGAGGUUCAAAGAAGCCUUGAGGGAUUUUCAGUACAGCCUGCAGGUCUCUCCAGACAGCGGCACGCCUACCUUAUACUUGCUGCACACCCUCUGGAAACUUGACCGGAAGCAGGAGGUGGCUGCCCACUGGCCGAAGCUCCCGUCGGAGCCUGGCUUGAUGGAGGGAAACACGGGCAGAUCUUUCCCACUCUACCUACGAUCGUGCGUGAAACAGAUGGAGUUUCCCUGCAAGGAAUCCUUUGCCAAGGAUAUAAAAAGCUACCUCGCUGCAGAGAACGGCCAGGCGCUUUGUGGCGGUGGCUUCUCUCCUCUCGCCAGCUUUACGCUCAGCUGCAGCUCCCCCUCCCGAAAGGGGCUUCUCCAGAGUUCGCUGGAGCCCGUGGGAAGAAGGCCACGCUUUCUGUUUUGAGUUCCCAGGUUUGGGGGGGGGUGCAGGGGAGUGGGAGGGGUGACCUUUCUUAAUGGCAGCAAAGAGCGUUCUUGCUCCCACAUGAAUAUCUGCCAGGGGGCUCUGGCUCAUGGAGCUGGCUGGUGUGACUCAGGAGGGCUUCGUGCUCAGGGGGAAGGGGCAGAGUAGGCGGCCCCCCCCCUUCGUAGUGUGGGGGACGGGGGGGGGGAAUCCUCAACUCCCGCAGCCGUUCAGAGGAGACCAGCCUUGGCUUCCAGGGCCUCCGUGGCCAGAGAGCCUGGAUCCCAGAAGGCAUCCUGGUGGGGUGAGACCCGCUGGAAUGUGGAGCUCAACCCAAAUGACCCUCCAAAGCUUUGGCCACCGUAAGACUUGGGGACUUCAGCUCCCAGGAUUCCCCAG